AUGACGGUUGACUAUUUUUUACCAAGCUAUCUUCGUGAUAGUCCUUUAUACAAAAAUAAUAAAAGAUUAUAUUCUUCAAUUUCUUUACCUACUCAAUGGAAUGCUGCAGACUGUUCACCAUAUAUUACAAUCGUCGAUGAUGAAAAUUUAACAGUAAAAUAUAUCGGACCAGGUAGAAAUUGGGUAGAUGCCGCUUCAAUAAGAGCAAACUACUCUAUUCCGCCUGAGGUUGGCUUGUAUUAUUAUGAAAUGACUGUUGUAAAUUGUGGAGAUCGAGGGUGUAUUGGAAUUGGUCUAAGUAAACCAGCUACUCGUCUCAAUAGAAUGCCAGGAUGGGAACCAAAUACUAUAGGUUAUCAUGGAGAUGAUGGGAAUUUAUAUUGUGAACGUGGAACUGGUGCAAAAUUUGGUCCACUUUAUACCACAGGUGAAACUGUUGGAUGUGGUAUCAACUUUUUUGAUAAAUUUAUUUUUUUCACAAAAAAUGGUGUAAUUUUAGGAAUUGAAUUAUUAUUUAAUUUUGAUGGUUAUCCUUUUGGUGCAUUGAAUAAAAGUAAAAUUAUGGGUGAAAUGUAUCCAAUGUGUGGAAUGGAAAGUCCAAAUGAAAGCAUAACGGUUAAUUUUGGUGCAAAACCUUUUAAAUUUAAUAUUGAUUGCUACGCAAAGAAAAUCUUUGAAAGGGCUGAAAAAAGGAUAGAAGAAGAAAAACAGAAAGCAAUCAAAGCAGCAGCAGAUUCUGCGGCUAAUUCAAUACAAAAUCAAGCUGAAGUCAUAAAUACAACGAACCCAAUAGCUAACCCUUCUAAUGAUGAAAUAAUAAAUCAUAAUACAAAUCAUGAUGUCGCUGUAGUUGAAUCACAUAUGAAUGCUAUUGACACGAACAUUACUGACACAUUGACAUCUACACCAUCCGAUAUUGGUGACGUAGUUAGUUCUAAUGUUCCCAUCAUUUCUACACCCACUACCACUUUGUAA
Molecule: messenger RNA, 975 nt
Organism: Dentiscutata erythropus
Lineage: Eukaryota; Fungi; Glomeromycota; Glomeromycetes; Diversisporales; Gigasporaceae
Source: the annotation of a GenBank genome assembly